Bacillus rossius redtenbacheri is the source of this 1990-nucleotide messenger RNA. RefSeq lists its product as uncharacterized. The record is from RefSeq and is a predicted model, not a curated record. Gene Ontology annotation, biological process: sensory perception of taste. The transcript is spliced from 2 exons. The coding region runs from base 559 to 1371 and encodes 270 amino acids. Lineage: Eukaryota; Metazoa; Arthropoda; Insecta; Phasmatodea; Bacillidae. Gene Ontology annotation, cellular component: membrane.
CUGCGACAUUAGUUUACAGGCACCGCGGGCUUUUGCGAGGCUGCGUGGUUAGCUAAUUCUCGCAGGUAGCUGGCCAGGGCCUGCUGAGAGGUUGCAACACGCCGUUCCAGAAAAACCCGCUGCGCUACGCUAGUCUUUUGUUUGUCGUUCUGUGUAUGUUCUGCAACGCGAAGCCUUUGUGGACGCGUUUCGAGGACUCUGUCCUGAUUAGUGAUGCCAUCUUGCGUCCGAGUUUGGAAACGUAGACGGAAAAAUAACAAUCGAGCAGCGCAAGAGGGAGAGGAGGAAACUCGCUCGCGCCUGCGCGGAAGGAAUAGCUGUCUUCACUUGUUUUUCAUUUUUUUUCCUUGUGGGAAGGGAGGGGACCGCGAGUUGCCCUGUGGAUAAGUUUCCCCGGUGUUGGUGUUUCUUUUUUUUUUUUUUCCGGCUUGGCCCAGUUUUGUGUUUAAAACCUCCUUCCAGGGAGGGGCCGAGGCUUUUUGCCUGGGGACCUCUCUGGAAGCCGAGUCCACGCCGGUUUGAAACAACUUUGCUUCGCCUCAAGUCAGAAGGGUAACAAUGUCGGCUGCUGGAACAGAGGUGACUUUACCGGAAUGUCUGGAACCCCUCCACACCGCAGCAAAGCUGCUGGGCCUGGAAGCUUUCGGAACGGUCGAUCCUGCGGAAGGAGACGGUCGCCGCAGACGUCUGGUGAAGUGGUGCAACCCGGACCGUGUUCACAAAUUUCUCGUCGUCGUGGUAACCCUGGUUUUCCACGCGUUCGACACGCACAUCUUGCUCGCCUGCAGCAACGAAAGGGCUCUGUAUGUGUUCGUCGCCGGAUACGUGUGCAGCACGAACAUCGUGUUCUUCGGCGUCCUCGGGGACAUCUUCCUGAUGAGCCGGGAAGCUGGCCGCAAACGGGAGACGAUGGCGAAACUGGCGGAGGUCGACGAUCUCAUCUCGGGCGUCGGCGCCCGUACCAGCGCACGACAGCGCAGGCGGCGGCGGAAUCGUAACUCGGCGAUACUGGCGUUCAUGUUGCUUCUGUUCGUCUCGGGCUGCGCGAGCGACCAGUUCCUCUUCACCCCGACGCCGUUCGUCCGCGUCGUCGGCGUCGGCGCCAACCUGAAGGACUUCGCCCACUUGAUCGUCGCCGGAAUGUACGUGAACAUCGUCCUCCUGGUCCGAGACAGGUUCAGGACUCUGAAUCACCAGCUUCGGAACAGCCCUCGCAGAAUUCCAGAUGGGAGAGAAGUCACUCUUUUCCACUGCAGGCGGAUCACCCUGAGGAAUGGCGCAAAAGGCCAUGCAAUCGGAGGUUCAGGAACGUCAUCUCGAGUAUCCAGGAGUCAUCGACAGCUUAUCCGCAGAGCUACAAGACCAGAAUAACAUCUCUGAUGAUUGCUUUCAACACACUCUGCGACAUAGUACGCAUGAUAAACUACACGUACAGGAUCCCCAUCGCGAUCAACUUUUUAAUUUUGUUCGCAUCCAACACGCAGUCCCUGCUGUCGAUAUACGUGUGCCUGUUCAGGCAGUCGUACAUUGCUCACCAGAGCACAGCCAGCCAAGUUCUCGUCUCCUGUAUUACGUGGACUGUCAUUUGUACCUGUCAAUCACUGUGCAUUAUAACCUCAAGCAUCACGACCCUCAGAGAGGCGAGAGAGACUCGUCGAAUAAUCAAAGAACUAGACGAGGCGAGUUCAGGAAUGCUGAAGGAAUUUUUGGACUUAGUUUCCUGCCAAGAGUUAGAGUUCAGUUGUGGGUUCCACAAGAUUGACUAUUAUUUGCUGACUGGUAUUGGUGGGUAUAUUAUAUCAUAUGGUAUGGUAUUUAUUGAGUUUUCUUCACCCACAAAAUUAAAUGCUGACAGUGGAAAAUGAUGCUCUUAUUUUUUUUUGUUACUGCGAACUGUACUUGUCCUAUCUUGGCUAUCUCAGAAAUGCGCUGUCGAUAAAUGUGUUUAUUAUGUUCAUAUGUCUAAAAAUAAAAAAUGCUUUGAAUAUAU